Messenger RNA from Sphaerodactylus townsendi, 1277 nucleotides. Its product is annotated as casein kinase I. Gene Ontology annotation, cellular component: cytoplasm; nucleus; plasma membrane. Gene Ontology annotation, molecular function: ATP binding; protein serine/threonine kinase activity. The record is from RefSeq and is a predicted model, not a curated record. The transcript is spliced from 8 exons. The coding region runs from base 49 to 948 and encodes 299 amino acids. NCBI's taxonomy places the organism in Eukaryota, Metazoa, Chordata, Lepidosauria, Squamata, Sphaerodactylidae. Gene Ontology annotation, biological process: endocytosis; peptidyl-serine phosphorylation; positive regulation of canonical Wnt signaling pathway.
GGAAUCCCUCAGGUUUACUACUUUGGCCCAUGCGGGAAGUACAACGCCAUGGUCUUGGAGCUGCUGGGACCCAGCCUGGAAGACCUCUUCGACCUCUGCGACAGGACGUUCACGCUCAAGACGGUCCUCAUGAUCGCCAUCCAAUUGAUCACCCGGAUGGAGUACGUUCAUACCAAAAGCCUGAUCUACAGAGACGUCAAGCCCGAGAACUUCUUGGUGGGCCGUCCAGGCAGCAAACGCCAACACACCAUUCACAUCAUUGACUUCGGCCUGGCCAAAGAGUACAUUGACCCCGAGACCAAAAAACACAUCCCCUACCGAGAGCACAAGAGCCUGACAGGGACGGCCCGAUACAUGAGCAUCAACACGCACCUCGGGAAAGAACAAAGUCGCCGAGAUGACCUGGAAGCACUAGGUCACAUGUUCAUGUACUUCCUGCGUGGGAGCCUGCCCUGGCAAGGCCUCAAGGCAGACACACUGAAGGAACGGUAUCAGAAAAUAGGCGAUACCAAAAGAGCCACGCCCGUUGAAGUGCUGUGUGAAAACUUCCCCGAGGAGAUGGCCACGUACCUCCGCUAUGUUCGGCGUUUGGAUUUCUUCGAGAAGCCAGACUAUGACUACCUGCGCAAGCUCUUCACCGACCUGUUUGAUCGGAACGGCUUUGUCUUCGAUUACGAAUACGAUUGGGCUGGUAAACCCUUACCGACCCCAAUUGGCACAAUCCAGAGUGACGUACAAGUCCAGCCUCCGAACAGAGAGAAAGCACAGCAGUUCAUCAAGCAACAGGUAAUGAGCUCAACCAACGGGGAGCUGAACACGGAUGAUCCGACGGCUGGCCACUCCAACGCCCCCAUCACUGCCCCCGCUGAGGUCGAGGUGGCUGACGACACAAAGUGCUGCUGUUUCUUCAAGAGAAGAAAGAGGAAAACCAUUCAGCGCCACAAGUGAUCCCCCCACCCCUGUUGGAAAAGACCAGGAUUCUUUUGGGACUACGUUUCGUUUGACUUCCUGGACCCCCGCCCUCCCCAGCUAAUGAAUCAAGAUUCCUUGUUCGGAUGGGGAACAGGUUUCCUGCCUCCCCCCUGCUCCGGUUUUGCAGGGAGGGGGGGGUGCGGCCAGGAGCCACUAUGACUGUGGUGGGCUAGUCCGGGCAUGCGGGGGGGGGGGGGGAGGGACAGCCUUCCCCCGUUUGUGACUUUUUCUUUUCUUCCUGAGAAACACAGAAUUUGGAGGAGGGGGGCCCCUGUUCACUGAAAAAAAGCACGUCAGACUUUUGC